AUGCCGUACAACACGAGACGCAAGAGUCUCUCCCUCGCCGACCUAGGCGUCGUCCUGCCCAAGCGCAGUCGCGCCAUCUCCCAUCCCUCCCCACCGAGCACCAUCGCAGAAGGCGAUGAGUCCGAGCGACCCGCGAAGAUCUCCAAAAAAUCUCAUGUCUCCUCCGCCUCGCCCCCGCCGCGGGCGUCCGCACGAGGCGCCAUGAGUCCACCGAAAGCGAUGACGGUCAGGAUAAAGGAUGAGAAUCCAAAGCAAGAGCUUUCGCCGCCUCCAUCGCCGACCACCGAAGGUUUCGCACCAACAAAGGUCAAUCUGGAAGGGGUGUCAGAUGAUAUCGUCGUGGCGACGAUUCAGCAGCUGGAAGAGACGGGCAACCGACCCAUCUUCGUCCGCGAACUCGCCGCGCUCUUGCCGGCCAAGCUCCAUUCCGUUGAGAAAUCCGCCAAUCCAUGCGCGCUCAUCUCCUCCCGACUCACCGCAUACCUGCAUCGAGCCUGGCCGACUAUCAGUCCGUGUCCGCUCGCCAAAGAUCUUUCGCCCGUCCAUCCGCGCCGCUUGUACUUCUACCUCACCACCAUGCCUAAGCAACCCGUUCCGCUAGCCAUGGAUCCCAUCUUGAAACCUCACCGCAUCAUCUCCCCGUCCCUCUCCUCCGCCUCCGCAGCGGAUGAAGACGACGAGCAAUACAACCGAGCUCGGCAAGCACUCUCGCCCUCCCCUGAGGUCGACCUGUCCACUCCCGAACUCGACAACGAAGACACCGAGCACCCACCAACCCCCGGCGCGCCCUUCUCCGCCCGCAACUCCGUCUCGCGAUCGCGCGCCGCUUCGAACUCCGAUCUUACCCGCCACCGAAGGGCAGGUAGCCCUCCCCUGGAACGUGAAGAGCGUGACUUCAAGCAGACCGCCAAUGCGCUGCACGAGCAGGCGCUGCAAAGGCGCAACAGCCAACAAAGCCACUCCACCAACCCGACCAGCCCUCACGCCUCCUCUUCUGGCGCCGACGGCGAAGAAGAGCCAACCGUGAGCAUGAGCAUCGAGGAGGACUCGGAGGAAAGCCGGGCGCGCAAGACAAGCGAGGACGCCGCCGCCCUCUUCGGUCAAGCCGACCACCUCAAACCCCUAGGACCGCACUCCGUCCUCUUCAGCAGCCCCCUUCUCGGACCCCAGAAUGCGCUUCGCAUCGACACCGGCUCCCUCCACAGCAAAUCCGAGAAAGCUGACGAACCGAUGGAGAAUCUGAAUCUGGAUCAGCACCGCGCCACUACCACCGCCGUGGUCUCUUCCAAGGAUGACGUCGUCGAAGUGAUGCUCGAUUGGGACGAUCUGCAGAGCCCGGAGAACGUGGAGAUGGCUGAGCUGGAGGAUAUGUUUGAUUCGUAUUGA
This is a messenger RNA of Neohortaea acidophila, 1386 nucleotides long. RefSeq lists its product as uncharacterized. The transcript has 3 exons. The record is from RefSeq and is a predicted model, not a curated record. Lineage: Eukaryota; Fungi; Ascomycota; Dothideomycetes; Mycosphaerellales; Teratosphaeriaceae. The coding region runs from base 1 to 1386 and encodes 461 amino acids.